AUGUUGCUUAACACAACUCCCAACUCCCAAGCUGCCAGCAAUCCAUCCAAUCCACCAACAACCUGCAAAGUUGCAAGUCACGAGCCCGAUGCACUGUGGACACACGCAUCUCCGGCCACGCGCAGACCCACGAGACGCUACCGCCCGAUGCCGCCACGACGGCGCGCCGGCCUUGCUCUCCUCGCCCACCUGUGCGUGUCGCUCGCUUCCGCGGCGUCCUACAGCGUCGUCGACUACGGCGCCGUGGCCGACGGCCGGACGGACUGCGCGGGGGCGUUCCUCCGCGCGUGGGCCGCGGCGUGCGGUGCGGAAGGCGAGGGCCCGUCCGCGGUGGUCGUGCCGGCAGGCGAGUUCUUGGUUUCCAGGGCGAGGUUCAGCGGGCCGUGCCGGAGAGGCGCGGUGGCCGUGAACAUCAUGGGCACGGUGCUCGCGCCCGUGCCGUACGCCGGCGUGCAGCUCUGGAUCGUGUUCCAGAACGUGGACGGGGUGUCCGUCGUCGGCGGCACGCUCGACGGCAGGGGCCAGGCCUACUGGGCGUGCCGGAGAGCCGGCGGCGACUCCUCUUGCCCCGCCGCCACCAGGUCGUUCACGAUCUACCGGUCGAGGAACGUGGUGAUCCAAGGCCUGACGUCCCUGAACAGCGCGGGCAUCCACGUCACCGUCCAGGCGAGCACCGGCGUGGCGAUAGUGGACACGGUGGUGUCGGCGCCGGGGAACAGCCCCAACACGGACGGCAUCCACGUCAAGCAGUCAAGCGGCGUCACCAUCCGGAACGCUGUCAUCGGCACCGGCGACGACUGCAUCUCCAUGGUCGAGGGCUCGUCGGACGUGUGGAUUCAGGGCGUCACUUGCGGCCCGGGGCACGGCAUCAGUAUUGGGAGCCUGGGAGACACGCCGGAGCAGGUGGCCGUGCGGAACAUCACCGUGAAGGCCGUGACGCUCGCCGGGACGACCAACGGGCUGCGGAUCAAGUCGUGGGCGAAGGCCAACAGCGGGCUCGUCGACGGCGUCGCUUUCUCGGACGUGGUCAUGAGGGACGUCCGGAACCCGAUCAUCGUCGACCAGAACUACUGCCCCGGCAACAUCAGCUGCCCCACCGAGGGUUCGGGAAUCAAGAUCACCAACGUGUCAUACACGAACGUCGAGGGGACGUCGGCCACGCCGGUGGCGGUGCGGUUCGACUGCAGCCCGAGCCGGCCGUGCACCGGAAUCACCACGCGUAACGUUUGGCUGGGGUACGGGGAAAGGCGGCGAGCGGCCGAGUCCCUCUGCAGGAACGCGCAUGGGGUCGCGCAUGGGCAGGUUGUUCCGCCGAGUUGCCUGGCCGACUGGGAAAUGUUUUUGUACAAGUGA
Triticum turgidum subsp. durum (durum wheat) is the source of this 1353-nucleotide messenger RNA. The record is from the annotation of a GenBank genome assembly. NCBI's taxonomy places the organism in Eukaryota, Viridiplantae, Streptophyta, Magnoliopsida, Poales, Poaceae.